Molecule: messenger RNA, 2119 nt
Organism: Triticum urartu
Lineage: Eukaryota; Viridiplantae; Streptophyta; Magnoliopsida; Poales; Poaceae
Source: RefSeq, a predicted model, not a curated record
AUGACCCUCUCGGCCCCGAUCCUCAAGCUUACCAAUCGUCUGAUCCGAGAUUUCCUGUGGCACGGUCGUAAAGAGGCUCGCUCCAGCAACUGCCUUGUCAACUGGCCGCUCGUCUGCCGCCCUCUCGAGUUCAGUGGCCCGGGCAUGCGCGACAUCCAGCGCACCGGCAUCUCCCUUCAUACCAUCGGCGACGGCCGCACAUGUUGUUUCUGGACCGAUCACUGGCUUGAUGGCAAAUCCAUUGCCGAACUUGCGCCGAGCCUAGCCGCGCUUGUUCCUCGUCGCCUCCGCGCCAAGUGUCUGGUUCAUGAUGGUCUCCAGAACCGGGCCUGGAUCCAUGAUAUCCGCGGCGCGCUGAAUGUGGUGACCACUGUGGAGUCUUUCGACAGUGUGCAUUCCGUGGAGGAGACAAUUCACAUCGACAACGAAGGUGUCUGUGGCGACUUCGUCAAUGUCAAGAUGAUAUGUUGGUUCGGUCUCUCGGAGGUGCUCAUAGGGAUAAAUUCUCGGUUUCGAAACAUGCAUGCUCGCUGCUUUCUCCUCCUCGUCUUCUUGAGGAUGGCACGUAGUAGUACUAGUGCCGCUCGAGAGCAGAUGGACCGCGCACGAGAUGAUCGCUCCUCAUCCAUCUCUGGCCCCGCUACGCUUAGGCCUCGGCGAAUCGGCACCUCACCUUGUCCAUUUUGCUUUGCUACAGUUUUACUCAAGUUUGAGUUCGAUUUGAUUUUUGCAGGGAGCGCGGCCAUCAGCAGGGGGCAGGCCAGUGCGUCGGUACCUGCACAUCAAGGUGUUACUGCUAGUGCCCUUUGUGAGCAGGCCAACCACGCAUCACUUGUCGCCCCGCCACACCCAUCAGGGAUCGUCAUCAAUAGGGGGCAGCCAAGGGCGCCAUUUCCUGGACAUUCAGGGACAGGAAGUACUAGCAUGACCCGGGGCCAACACAUGUCAUCGUCCUUCGUUUCAAAUUCAUCCAGGCCCUUGUCAGGAAGCACUGCUAUGAUCUUGGGGCAGGAGCUUUCUUCUUUCAUUGCAAAUGCACUCAGGCCCUCAUCAGGUACCAGCAGUACCCCUCUUGGACAGACUGCGCAUGGCUUCUCUACCCAUACCCCGGCACGCCCAUCAGGGUCACGGGUCCUGUGCCAGGGACAGGCCACCAAGAUGGCACCACUUUCUUCGAUACAUCCUUCGUCUGCUGCUGCAAGUGUGAGUAGGGUCACGAACAGGGGCCAGACCAGGCCUUCCAUGUCUUUUUCAGGUAACACCUCCUCGUCCCGAGCAACCGCUCCUCCUCGCACCUCACCAAGAACCAGGGAUCUACUCGCCAACUUCAUCGGCAGUGAUCUCUUAAGCUCUCCAUGGACUCCUCCAAUCCUAGAAAAUGACCCAAGCCUCAGUCUAACCCUUGCGCCCCCAGUUGUGAUAUCAGAGGAGUUGAGUGCUUUGGAGGAAGAGACCUCUGAUGAUACUAAUGGCCAAGUUAUUGCAGGCACCGUCCUCGUCGAGGAACCAGGUGUGCCCAAUUUACUGUCCAAGUUCAUCGAUGGCAGCUUCUUUGAUCGGGAAUGGGUGACAUCAAUACGAGAAAACAACGCUCGUUUGAAUCUGAUACUCGCCACUCCCGAAGAGGAAACAAGAAGCUUCUUGUUGAAAGACUACUCCUCAUGCCCCUCGUGCAAGGCCCGUCCAUCAGCGGUGGUAGAGGCCCCCAUCCGCCACGUUUGCCUCUGUAUUCCAUGCAAAAAAGACUUGGUCCCGAACAGUUGUCGUGCGUGCAACAUUCUGCAUUUUUUCUCAAAUCUCGUGGAUCUUCUAGCUGAAAAGAAGAGGCGUCAGGAGGCAGGGGAUCCACCAAGGGCAGGGACGGAGCUCGCAAAUCUCCGAAGCAGGGUGACAAAAUAAAUAUGGGACAACCCGAUGAUCUUCCCGCAGUACUACCUCCAGAAGCCAUCACCACAGUCGCCUGGUCUGCAUGCGCCGCCGAUGCCAUAUUAUCUCAGAUGCCCGGUGUGCAAGGCGCGCGAUGCCACGUUGCGGCUCAUGCCGGUCCAGCACAUCUGCUUGUACUCAAAGUGCUACAUGGAUGCCCCCCCCCCCCCCCCCCCCCCCCCCCCCCCCCCCC